AUGGAGGCGGCAAGGGUUGGGCAAGGAUCGCCCGUUGGUAGGGUCACCUGGUUCUUCAAGGCCGGGAAGAACGGCGAGCGCGCUGGUUCUAGGGUUCCGGUCUACCUCUCUGCCGUCUUGGAGUAUCUCGUCUCUGAGGUGUUGGAAGUUGCUGGAAAUGCUGCGAGAGACAACAAGAAGAACAGGAUUGUCUCGAGGCACAUCCAGCUUGCAGUGAGGAACGACGAGGAAUUGAGCAAGCACCUGGAUUCUGUGACCAUUUCUAAUGGAGGAGCGUUGCCCAAAAUUCACUAA
Molecule: messenger RNA, 294 nt
Organism: Syzygium oleosum
Lineage: Eukaryota; Viridiplantae; Streptophyta; Magnoliopsida; Myrtales; Myrtaceae
Product: histone H2AX-like
Exons: 3
Coding region: 1-294 (97 amino acids)
Cellular component (GO): nucleosome
Molecular function (GO): protein heterodimerization activity; structural constituent of chromatin; DNA binding
Source: RefSeq, a predicted model, not a curated record